AUGGUCUUCAACAAGAUGGGCGUCUUCAUGGUGGAGCGCAAGGGCAAGGAACUAUGGGUGUGGCUCCAAUGCCGGCAUCGUGGGAGUCGUCUGGAGGAGGAAGUGGAGGAAAAACGGAGAACUGAAAAAGAAGCCUUGAAGUCGAUCUUGACUAUGGGUGCCGCCGGUCUUGGCGAUAACAUGAGCAUCGAAAUGGCAAUGCUUGUCAAGCUCAAGGAAGUGAUGCCGACCUUGCCUGAUGAUUUGGCGUUGAAGUUGGUCCCAGAUCUUUCAGUGCUCACGGACCCCUACAUCGGCUUGACCCAGGAGUGGAAAAGCUUUCAACAAGCUUGCAGUGCCAAGCUGAUCUCAUUCGACCAAGGGCCUUUUGGGUAUCAAAAACGAAAACCAACCACAUUGGCCUUGAUCAAUUUGGAUGAGAUGACUCAGCUACAAGAUGUCCGAGGACGUGGCACUGAACCUGAGGUUGCUCCACCACAGUCAAUGCGCGAAAGAUGUGCUCGUUCCAAAACUUGGGCAGCAUGGGCACCUGGUUUGAAGGCUGCAGUAGCUGAAGCGAUCAGCAGAUGGAUCCGCCGUGAAGCGCCUCCUCGUGAACAGCCUGAUGGAUUGACUGGUGCCAUGAUGGCCAACUACGAGAUCAGUCAACAACCAGUGGGCCCAGAAGCUCCAAAUGCAGAUGCUUUCCCAGCAGCUGUUGCGCAAGAAGAGCCUGAUCCACUUCAAGAAGAAUCGGUGCCUGACAUCGUUGAAGAUGCCGACGUGAGGUCAGCCUAUGGUAUGCACGACACAUGGAUGCGCCUCAUCAAUGAGUCCAAGGAUGUCACUGUCCGCAACCUCACUUUUGCGGGGGAGAAGCGCAUCCUUGAAAAGUUUGGCAACGUCUUUGAGUUUGCGCUGCCGCCUGAUGAUGAAAUCCCCUCUGAAGGUUCAUGGACGCUGGAAACUACGCUUUCACCUGAACCACCUCUACCUCAAGAACCAGUUCAAGAGGAUCAUGAUGCUCCGCUACCAGGGCAUGAUGAUGAAAAGGAUGGUGAUGGGGGGCAAGAUGAAUAUCCAGGGGUCAAUGAUCGAUGGGAGGAGGAACCAAAUGCGGAGGAGGAUUUGGGGGAGGUGCCUAACAGCAGAGAUGGUGCGUGCAGCUCAGAUGCGAAAUCUUGGCAGCCGAGAACGAGUUCAUGCUGGCGCAGCUUCUGCAUGAGCUUUCUGGUUGGUCAGGCGAUGCUGACUGAAGCCACAGCUCUUGAGUUGAAGAGCGAAGGUGAUGAAGCUGAUCCGUUAUGGAUAGCGGCAGUGGUGCUGAUGAUCCUUGGGGCAAUCUAUGCAGGCAAGUUAGCUGUGAUGUCAGCGAUGUGUUGCCUGAGACGAUUGCAGUGGUUCAAAGAGCUUCCUGCAGCUGUCGCAAAUGAUGGUGAUGCAUCAUCAAGCUCCGCUACCAAAAAUGAUGAUGUGAGAUCAAGUUCUAUGCAGCGGUCGGGCACUUCGAAUGCAGCUGGACCUUUGAGCAGUUCUAGCCCUGAGCAGGCUGUGGUUGCUGGCCCUGUGCAGGCCGUGUCAAGCGAUGGUCCAGGGCAGGCCACUCGCUCUCCUUGCAGAUCUGCGGCUGCUGUGGCGUCUUCGAGCGGCGCUGAAUCUGGCCCUGUGCAGGCCUCUACUGCUGCUGUGGCGUCUUCGAGCGGUGCUGAAUCUGGCCCUCGGCAGGCCUCUACUACUGCUGCUGCGGCGUCUUCGAGCGAUGCUGGAUCUGGCCCUGAGCAGCCCUUGCUGCUGACGUAUCUGGCCUUGAGCAGGCCCUGCGCGCUGUGGCGGCGAUUUCCGGGCGAGCUGUUGCGGAUGGUGUUAGCCUUGAGCAG
This is a messenger RNA of Cladocopium goreaui, 1856 nucleotides long. Lineage: Eukaryota; Dinophyceae; Suessiales; Symbiodiniaceae. The record is from the annotation of a GenBank genome assembly.